AUGGCAGACAGAAACAACUCCCGUAUGGGCCACAAAGAGAAUAUUGCUGGAGAUGCCAAGUGGCUGGCUGUUACGUCCGACAUGACGCUUUCUGCUGCGGCAGACCUGUACUUUCAGUUCUGCCACAACCAACCAUACUCCCUCUUCCACGAGGAAAGCUUUCGCCGUCGCUUGGUAGCUCAGACGCUCCCCGACUACCUUUGCCUGGCCUUGUUGGCCACAGCCAGUCGAUUUUCUCAUUCCAGUAGACCAUUGCUACUCUGUGCAGACCAGGCGUGGGAGAUUGCCAUCAAGCGCUCGACGGCCAACAUUGACUCUGCGGAGAGUCUAACGAUUGCCCAGACGAUUCACCUUCUUUGCGUCAUUGACUACUCCGAUGGCCGAUGUCGCGCUGCAUGGAUCAAGCUUGGCUUGGCUGUUCGCAUAGCGCAGUGCUACCGAUUCAACACUGAGCCCGAUCCGCGUCUUCGUCCUGAAGUUCAGGAGGAAUACCGACGCACAUUCUGGUCUAUCUACCUACUUGACAGGCUGAUGUCCUGCGGGCGAGAAAGACCACCUGCGCUUCAAGACAAGGAUUGCCUAUUACGUCUUCCGUCCAACGAACAGGCCUUCCGAGACUGCUGUGAGAAUCGGGGUCCAGUACUUGAACAACUCGUUGGAGACGCACCAGCAGUUACCGAGCUUCCUGAACACAGCCAUUUCUCUGUAAUCAUAUUGAUGGCAGCGACACUGAUCCGGGUGGUGAAUUACGUGCUGCGAGAGGACUCACGGGUUCACGAUGAUGUUCCCUGGUCUGCUGCUUCACAGUACUCAGCGCUCGAGUCAACUCUAUGGCGGCUGGAACUCAAUUACGGACUGCUAGAUCCAUUGAAUGCUGUAUGGGAGCAAACACUGACUUCAGGUGGCGUGGUAGACCCACGAGCCGCGGGGCCCCUCAUAUAUGGCCGCGCUUUGUUCCACCUUGCGGGCUGUCUGCUGCACCACCCAUUCCUUCUCCAGCAUCGAUUAGCAGAGUCGGCCAGCAGGACACCUCCAGGAUUCUUGAGCAAAGCUUGGACGUCAGCUAGAAGCCACGCCACUGCACUCACGAUGCUGCAAGAGACGGAAAAUCUCGGCUGCGUCACAGUUUCUUGCUUCAGAGGGUACUGCGCCAUGGUUGCCGGUUCGGUCCACCUUCUUUUUGCGUCGGACAGUAACAGUGAGAUACGCGAGGCGUCAGUUCGACGAUAUGAGGAGUGUCGAGGUCUACUUCUGAAGUUAUGCCGUUACUGGGAAAGUUCGAGGCUAAUGUUCAUGAAGCUUGAGCGUCUGUAUGAGGAUAGAGGCCGUUACCGCCAAUUCUUUGAGUAUACACUAGCUAUGGGCGCAAAGCCCAAGCUCGCAGCAUUCUGGGACAGUAUGGACAACUGGGUUCCAUCAAGCCGAUCCCCGAGCCCCGAGCAUGGCCCUCCUGAGCCAGUACAGCCAAUUCAUUUCCCCACGUCUAUGGACUUUUUCGAUCUCGCGCCGGCGGAUCCUUGGGGAAACGGAAAUUCGAUAUUCGAAAUGGACUUUGCGGGUGGCAAUAACUUUAUGUAA
Messenger RNA from Fusarium tjaetaba, 1578 nucleotides. RefSeq names its product transcriptional regulatory. Gene Ontology annotation, molecular function: DNA binding; zinc ion binding. Lineage: Eukaryota; Fungi; Ascomycota; Sordariomycetes; Hypocreales; Nectriaceae. The record is from RefSeq and is a predicted model, not a curated record. Gene Ontology annotation, biological process: DNA-templated transcription. Gene Ontology annotation, cellular component: nucleus. Bases 1 to 1578 code for a protein of 525 amino acids. The transcript has 3 exons.